This is a messenger RNA of Mus pahari (shrew mouse), 975 nucleotides long. RefSeq names its product mas-related G-protein coupled receptor member A1-like. Gene Ontology annotation, cellular component: membrane. Gene Ontology annotation, molecular function: G protein-coupled receptor activity. The record is from RefSeq and is a predicted model, not a curated record. Lineage: Eukaryota; Metazoa; Chordata; Mammalia; Rodentia; Muridae. Gene Ontology annotation, biological process: G protein-coupled receptor signaling pathway.
AGUACAUGGUUUCUGGCCCUAAACACAUCAGCCUGGCUAACAGCAUGCACAACAACAAAUUCAAUGGACAAAACCAUCCCUGGAGGUAUCAACAUCAGCAUCCUGACACCAAACUUGAUAAUUAUCAUUUUCGGACUGGUCAGGAUGACAGGAAAUGCAAUUGUGUUCUGGCUCCUUGCUUCCUUGUGCAGGAAUGCCUUUACAGUCUACAUCCUGAACUUAGCCCUGGCUGAUUUCUUCUUCCUCCUAGGUCACAUCAUAGAUUCCACACUGGUGCUUCUCAAUGUUUUCUCCCCCAUUAUCUUUCUCUUGUGCUUUUACACCAUCAUGAUGGUUCUCUAUAUCGCAGGUCUGAGCAUGAUCAGUGCCAUCAGCACUGAGCACUACCUGUCUGUAUUGUGCCCCAUCUGGUAUUGCUGUAACCACCCAGAACACACAUCAACUGUCAUGUGUGCUGUGAUCUGGGUCCUGUCCCUGUUCAUCUGCAUUCCGAAUAGUUAUUUCUGUGGAUUCUUAAAUACCAAAUAUAAAAAUGACAAUGGGUGUCUGGCAUUGAACUUCUUUACUGCUGCAUACCUGAUAAUUUGGUUUGUGGUUCUCUGUCUGUCCAGCCUGGCUCUGCUGGCCAGGUUGUUCUGUGGCUCUGGGCAGAUGAAACUUACCAGAUUGUACGUGACCAUCAUGCUGACCGUUUUGGUUUUUCUCCUUUGUGGGUUGCCCUUUGGAAUCCACUGGUUCCUGAUAUUUAAGAUUAAGGAUGAUUUUCAUGUAUUAGAUCUUGGAUUUUAUCUGGCAUCACUUAUCCUGACUGCUAUUAACAGCUGUGCCAACCCCAUCAUUUACUUCUUCGUGGGCUCCUUCAGGCAUUGGUUGAAGCACCAGACCCUUAAAAUGGUUCUCCAGAGGGCACUGCAGGACACUCCUGAGACAGCUGAAAACAUGGUGGAGAUGUCAAGAAGCAAAGCAGAGCUGUGA